Messenger RNA from Lachnellula hyalina, 1110 nucleotides. RefSeq names its product 3-isopropylmalate dehydrogenase. Gene Ontology annotation, molecular function: magnesium ion binding; NAD binding; 3-isopropylmalate dehydrogenase activity. The transcript has 5 exons. Gene Ontology annotation, biological process: L-leucine biosynthetic process; pteridine-containing compound metabolic process. Gene Ontology annotation, cellular component: cytosol. The record is from RefSeq and is a predicted model, not a curated record. Lineage: Eukaryota; Fungi; Ascomycota; Leotiomycetes; Helotiales; Lachnaceae. The coding region runs from base 1 to 1110 and encodes 369 amino acids.
AUGGCAACUCAUAAUAUCGUCGUCUUUGCUGGCGACCAUUGCGGUCCCGAGGUUGUGAAAGAAGCUGUUAAGAUUCUCAAGGUCGUUGAGGCUGCUCGGCCGGGUGCUGGAACUUUCAAUUUCCAAGAACAUUUGCUCGGCGGCGCUUCAAUUGAUGCCACCGGCGAGCCCCUCACUUCCGAAGCCCUCGACGCUGCUAAAGCCGCAGAUGCUGUCCUGCUCGGUGCAAUUGGUGGUCCGAAAUGGGGGACGGGGAAGGUACGACCGGAACAAGGCCUCCUCGCACUCCGAAAGAAUAUGGGCACAUUUGGCAACCUACGGCCUUGUAAUUUUGCUUCCGAAUCCCUCGUUGAUAUCUCGCCGCUGAGGGCUGAGGUAUGUCGCGGUACGGAUUUCAAUAUCAUUCGGGAACUUACUGGGGGUAUUUAUUUUGGCGACCGGAAAGAGGAUGAUGGUGAUGGAAUCGCGUGGGAUGUGGAACCUUAUUCUCGCCCGGAAAUCGAGCGUAUCACAAGGCUUGGUGCUCAUUUGGCUCUGCAGCAUGAUCCCCCUCUGCCAGUAUGGAGUUUGGACAAGGCGAACGUUCUCGCUACGAGCAGAUUAUGGCGGAAAGUCGUCACUGAGGUUAUGGCCAAUGAGUUCCCGCAAUUGAAAAUCGGCCAUCAUUUGAUUGAUAGCGCUGCUAUGCUCAUGGUGAAGAACCCACGAGCGCUUAACGGGAUUGUGGUUACGAGCAAUUUAUUUGGGGAUAUCAUCAGUGAUGAGGCGAGCGUCAUUCCUGGAAGCAUUGGUCUGCUUCCUAGUGCAAGUUUAAGCGGUAUUCCGGAUGGAAAGAGCAAGUGCAAUGGUAUCUAUGAGCCAAUUCACGGAUCUGCACCUGACAUCUCGGGUCAAGGACUCGUCAAUCCGGUAGGAACGAUCCUGUCUGUGGCCAUGAUGCUGAACUACUCGCUUCACCUGCCCGCCGAAUCCAAGGCUGUAGAGGAGGCAGUCCGAAGAACGAUUGAGAAGGGGAUUCGGACGAAGGAUAUUGGUGGCACUUCGAGCACCUCGGAGGUUGGUGAUGCGGUUGCAGAGGAGUUGAAGAAAGUUCUCAGUGAGCUCAAGUAA